This is a messenger RNA of Plasmopara halstedii, 768 nucleotides long. Its product is annotated as small glutamine rich tetratricopeptide repeat-containing partial. The record is from RefSeq and is a predicted model, not a curated record. The transcript has 3 exons. Gene Ontology annotation, molecular function: Hsp90 protein binding. Gene Ontology annotation, biological process: protein folding. Lineage: Eukaryota; Oomycota; Peronosporomycetes; Peronosporales; Peronosporaceae. Gene Ontology annotation, cellular component: prefoldin complex. Bases 1 to 768 code for a protein of 255 amino acids.
AUGAGCUCCGAGGACGACGCUGAAGUGCAGAAGACUCUCGGUAAUGAAGAGUUUAAUCACAAGAACUUCAGCAAAGCUGUCGAGUGUUACUCCGAGGCCAUCCGCUUGAAUUCAAACAAUUAUGUUUAUUACUCCAAUCGCAGUGCCGCAUACGGCGCCAUGGGUAAUUGGGAGCUGGCUGAGAAGGAUGCUCAGGAAUGUGUUAAGCGGAACCCUACAUUUGCCAAAGGCUACCAUCGCCUAGCUAAUGCACAGCAACAACUUGGCCGAAAGAAAGAGGCAAUUGAGACGCUCAAGAUAGCGCUGACUGCAGCUUCAAACCCAGAUAAAGUCCCGGGUAUCAAGAAGUUGUUGCGCCAGCUGAAUGAAGAAGUCACGCUCUCGAGCACUUCUUCGCCACAGGGUGUUAGUCGACAGGUACCAGCGCACGUCGCUAAAGAGUUGCAGGAACUUCAGCCACAAUUUCAAAAGAUUCAGCAUGAAUCGGAUCAGAUUGAGGCGAAGCUAGCGGCAUUUUCUCGACAAAAGAAGCGUUUAGCGCUUGUGGAGCGGGAACUAAUUGAUUUGCCUGAGGGCAUUAAGACAUAUCGCAGCAUCGGCAAGAUGUUUAUGCAAACUGGUCAUGACGAGAAUGCUGCGUCUGUGACGAAUGAAAAUAAGCUCUUGAACGAGCAAAUGUCGUCCCUUGAGGCGCGAAAAAAUUAUCUCAACCGCCAAAAACAGUCGGUGCAAAACAACAUUACGGAGCUUUUGGCGCAGUGUACGUAA